CCUCGUAUCGGAGGGCCUGUGCUGGUGAAUGACCGCAGACCCUUCCAGCCUGGUGUCGUGCUUGGGGUGGCAGCGCUGGCAGGUGCUUGUUUGGAGAACGAGAUCAGGCCACGGUAUUUCCCUCGGUAAUCAUGGAUCAGGUAAUGCAAUUCGUGGAACCCAGCCGUCAGUUUGUAAAAGACUCCAUACGACUUGUUAAAAGAUGCACCAAGCCUGACAGGAAAGAGUUCCAGAAGAUUGCCAUGGCAACAGCAAUAGGCUUUGCGAUAAUGGGAUUUAUUGGUUUCUUUGUCAAAUUGAUCCAUAUCCCAAUCAACAAUAUCAUUGUAGGCGGCUGAAUAUUCAUCAUGAAGAACAAGAUGUUGUGACACUUGCUGCAAAGAUUUCACAGCUUUAACUUGUUUGCUAUUAAACAAGCUCAGUUUGGGUUUUCAAA
Harpia harpyja (harpy eagle) is the source of this 436-nucleotide messenger RNA. RefSeq names its product SEC61 translocon subunit gamma (gene SEC61G). Gene Ontology annotation, biological process: post-translational protein targeting to membrane, translocation; protein targeting. The record is from RefSeq and is a predicted model, not a curated record. The transcript has 4 exons. Gene Ontology annotation, molecular function: transmembrane protein transporter activity. NCBI's taxonomy places the organism in Eukaryota, Metazoa, Chordata, Aves, Accipitriformes, Accipitridae. The coding region runs from base 132 to 338 and encodes 68 amino acids. Gene Ontology annotation, cellular component: membrane; Ssh1 translocon complex.